This is a messenger RNA of Gekko japonicus, 2001 nucleotides long. It is a transcript of the gene GUCY1A2, whose product is annotated as guanylate cyclase 1, soluble, alpha 2. Gene Ontology annotation, cellular component: guanylate cyclase complex, soluble. The record is from RefSeq and is a predicted model, not a curated record. Gene Ontology annotation, biological process: cGMP biosynthetic process; response to oxygen levels. The transcript is spliced from 8 exons. NCBI's taxonomy places the organism in Eukaryota, Metazoa, Chordata, Lepidosauria, Squamata, Gekkonidae. The annotation marks the transcript as partial. Gene Ontology annotation, molecular function: guanylate cyclase activity; heme binding.
GCCGCCGCCGCCCCGCCCCAUGCCGGCUCCAGGAGGGCCCCGCGCCGGCGGAGGGUCAACCUGGACUCCCUGGGCGAGAGCGUCAGCCGCCUCACCGCCCCCACGCCUCAGACCAUAAGGCAGACUCUCCAGAGGACGCUGCAGCAUUACGAGCAUCAGGCGAUUGGUUACAGGGAUGCAGAAAAGAACUUCCACAAUAUUUCUAACCGAUGCUCCUAUGCAGACAACUCUGGCAAUGAUGAAACGGAAGAUGUCUCAGGAAUUCUCCAGUGUACAGCAAAUAUACUCGGCUUGAAGUUUGAAGAACUGCAAGAGAAAUUUGGGGUGGAAUUCUUCAACAUCUGCUUUGAUGAGAAUGAACGAGUCCUCCGAGCGGUGGGUGGCACCUUACAAGAUUUCUUUAAUGGCUUCGAUGCCUUGCAGGAACACAUCAGGACUUCCGUUGGAAGGCAGGCCACUUCAGAAUCCCCUUCUUUCCUAUGCAAAGAGCUCCCUGAAGGUAACCUUAUGCUCCACUACUUCCACCCACAUCAGAUAGUUGGUUUUGCCAUGAUGGGUAUGGUCAAGGCAGCAGCAAGGAAGAUCUACCAACUGGAGGUUGAUGUGGAACAGAUUGCAAAUGAUGAGCCAUGUUCCGAGGACUCCAACCCAGGCAACUGCAGCUGCCUCAUUUUUAUUAUCAAAGAACGUGAGAAUGCAAAUAUCACAAAAGCGCUUCCUCUGGGGACUUCCCAUUCCCCUGCAGACUUGAGGAUAAGCAUCAGUACGUUCUGCAGAGCUUUCCCCUUUCAUCUGAUGUUUGAUCCCAGCAUGCUGGUGCUGCAGCUGGGAGAAGGUCUUAGGAAGCAACUCAAGUGUGACACUCACAAGGCAUUGAAGUUCCAGGACUGCUUCGAAAUUGUUUCUCCAAAGAUUGGUUCCACAUUUGAACGAGUACUUCUGAGACUGUCUACACCCUUUGUGAUUCGGACCAAGCUUGAAAUGUCUGCCUUUGAAAAUAAAGAUAAGGUGAUGGAAAUCAAAGGACAGAUGAUCCAUGUCCCAGAAUCCAACUCCAUUUUGUUUUUGGGUUCCCCUUGUGUGGACAAGCUGGAUGAACUGAUGGGCCGAGGACUCCACCUUUCUGACAUACCGAUCCACGAUGCUACCCGUGACGUCAUCCUCGUUGGGGAGCAGGCAAAGGCUCAGGAUGGCUUGAAAAAGCGAAUGGACAAACUGAAGGCUACGUUGGAACGAACACACCAGGCUCUGGAAGAGGAGAAGAAGAAAACGGUGGACCUCCUCAUUUCCAUCUUCCCAGAAGAAGUGGCUCAGCAACUGUGGCAAGGGCAACAAGUUCAAGCCAGAAAGUUUGACGAUGUGACCAUGCUCUUCUCGGACAUUGUUGGCUUCACAGCGGUCUGCGCUCAAUGCACCCCCAUGCAGGUGAUCAGCAUGCUCAAUGAGCUCUACACACGAUUUGACCACCAGUGUGGAUUCCUCGAUAUCUAUAAGGUGGAAACAAUAGGCGAUGCGUACUGUGUGGCAGCCGGGCUCCACCGGCAGAACCUAAAUCAUGCAAAGCCCAUUGCCCUGAUGGCCCUGAAGAUGAUGGAGCUGUCAGAAGAGGUGCUCACACCCGAUGGAAGACCUAUUAAGAUGAGGAUAGGGAUUCACUCAGGAUCUGUUCUGGCAGGAGUUGUUGGGGUAAGAAUGCCAAGAUAUUGUCUUUUUGGUAACAACGUCACUCUAGCAAGCAAGUUUGAGUCAGGAAGCCAUCCACGCCGCAUCAAUGUCAGCCCAACAACUUACCAACUUCUGAAAAAGGAAGAAAAUUUUGUCUUCAUUCCUCGAUCCCGUGAAGAGCUUCCAGACAACUUUCCAAAGGAAAUCCCUGGGAUUUGUUAUUUCCUGGAGGUCAGAACUGGUCAGAAGCAGCCAAAGACCUCCGUCACAUCUGCCAGAGUGAGAAAGAUUUCCUACAACAUUGGCACCAUGUUCCUCCGAGAAACAAGCCUAUGA